Triticum turgidum subsp. durum (durum wheat) is the source of this 873-nucleotide messenger RNA. NCBI's taxonomy places the organism in Eukaryota, Viridiplantae, Streptophyta, Magnoliopsida, Poales, Poaceae. The record is from the annotation of a GenBank genome assembly.
AUGGAGGCCAGCCAUGCCCACUCGCCGACCCUUUCCUCGUCCGAAACCAUAAUGGCCGCCCUCCUCUCAUUCGUUCCCGCCGUGCGGCUCCCUUCGCUGGUCCGGGCGCUUGGCGCGGACGCGCGCCGGCAGCGCGGCCGCCUCGCGUUCCUCCUCCUCUCCCCGCCGCAUUUCGCCCGCGCCCUCGCGCGGCUCCGCUCCAUGCCUCUCCCAGCCAAGGCCGCGCUGCUCGGCCGCGUGCUCCUCCGCUCCCUCCUCAUGCUGCUCCCGGCGCUCUCCCCCGACGGCUCCCACCACCUCCUCCGCCUCCCGACGCCCGACCUCGACGCCGCGCUCCUGCUCGUGGCCAUGUGCGACUCCUACUCCCCGGCCGCCUCCUCCGCGUCACCCGUGGACUGGCACGCGCUGCUCGUCGACGACGUGGUGCGCAACGCGCUCUCCAUCUCCGGCCUCGGCGGCACGCCCUGGGCCACCGUCGCGCCGUACCUCGACGCGGCCGCCAAGUGCCGCCGGUUCGCGGACGUCGUCUCGGAGGACCGCGCCGUUGCCGGCGUCGGUGGCGAUGGUAACAAAAACAGCGUGGGGCGCGGAGGUGCGUCGCACGCGACAGUGCUGGCGCUGCCGACCGCGCCCGGGGACGGGACCCCGUGCGCGAUCUGCAGGGAGGAGAUGGCGCCCGGGCGCGGCGGGGUGUGCGUGCUGCGGCCGUGCGGGCACCGGUUCCACUGGCCGUGCGCGCUGCGGUGGCUGGCGCGCCGCAACACCUGCCCGUGCUGCCGCGCCGAGCUGCCCGCGGAGGACGCGCUCGCCGAGACCCGGCGCCUGUGGCGCGCGGUCGAGAGGAUGGCGGGAGACAGCGGCGGCUGUGCGUGA